AAUGACUGACGACCCAAUUGGAGGGUCAUUUGGUAUAUUUCCAUCGAUUACAAUCUGCAACAAUUUCCCUUUUAGUAUGGAUAAGAUUAAUCGACUUAAAUUACCAACUAUUGAUGAGUUUUAUACAAAAGUCGAUAAGGCAGCUGAAGCAAUUGGUGGAAGUAAUAGAUUUUUAGAAGGCAUAAAGUCAAUAGGCGGAUAUUUUUCAUAUCUUGGAAUUAAUAACGUUAAGAAAGUAGCUCAUAAGAAAGAUGAACUCUUCCUGGAAUGUAAAGUUAUUUUAUUGGAAGGUUAUCUUAACGAUUAUAGAAAUUGUACUACGACUCUGCUGAGUAGAGUUGAUCGUUAUUUGCAUCCAGAUUAUUUUGCUUGUUACACGAUUCGCCCACUAUACAAUGAAUCUUACUCAGACGGUCUCACAUCUUUACUCUUAAAUGGCUUGCAGACUGUUCUGCAUUUAAAGGAAUCUGGAGAAAAUCUGAGUUUCAAUGGUUCGAAGGGAGCUAAAUUUACGGUGCAUCAGCCCGAUGCAUGGUUUAAUGUAAAAAUACAUGGUCAUGACGUUCGUCCAUCUUCUAUGACUACAGCCCAGAUCGCAGGCUCCGCGGAUGUAAAACUUGAAAAACCAUAUGGAAAUUGCUAUAAUUCAUCUUUUAUUGAGCCUGUUAAAACUUUGGAAGGUUACAAUUUGAUGUAUUCAUCUAGUGCCUGUUAUGCCCUGUGCAAACUAAAAGCUAUAGCCGAAAAUUGCCAAUGUAUCGAUCCUUAUCAAUUGAUAUCACCAGAUCACAUAAAUAAAUACAGAAAUUAUAGUCUUUGCCAUAAAUUGCCAGAUGUAAUUACAAAAGAAAGCAUCGAGAAAUUCGUGAACAGAUUGCAAUGCAGGGAACGGGAAGUUUUGAAAGCUGAGAAAACUUGUAUACCUACAUGUAGACCUCCUUGCUUAAGAAUGGUGUAUAAAGUUGAUCUAGGAGAGGGUAUUUGGCCAGACAAGCGUCAAGUCAUGUCCGUGUACGAAGGCCUUAUAUUAAACAAAGUAUUUCAUAAAGAUUAUCUCGAUUACUACGAUAUAUUUAAGAAAUGGUCAACAACGAAAGAGCCAUCCGAUAUUCUACUGAACAAAAAAAAUAGAUUAGAAAAGAAUUUAAUCUUACUAAAAUUCUACUGGAUGUCACAAACUGGUUAUUUCUCAAGGAUCGAUCAAAAAGUAUAUGAUGCUGCUGACCUAUUUUCACAAAUAGGCGGAAUUUUAAAUCUGUGGACAGGAAUUACAUUUAUAUUAUUAGUCGAGAUAUUCGAAUUCUUAUAUAGAUUAUUUAUGCUUAAAACUGCAAAGAAGGCAGAAGAGCGCCUUGGAACAUCUCUCCAAAGAACGAGAACGGCACUAAAUUUAAUAAGAACUGAUAAAACUCGAUGCACGACUGGCCGUCGCAACUAA
Molecule: messenger RNA, 1438 nt
Organism: Dimorphilus gyrociliatus
Lineage: Eukaryota; Metazoa; Annelida; Polychaeta; Dinophilidae
Source: the annotation of a GenBank genome assembly